UGGGGUUGCGGCUGUGGUGUCUUGAGCGUGUCGCCCCGGUCGUCGCCAUGGUGAAACUGAGCAAAGAGGCCAAGCAGAGGCUGCAGCAGCUUUUCAAGGGGGGCCAGUUUGCUAUCCGCUGGGGCUUCAUUCCUCUCGUCAUUUACUUGGGAUUUAAGAGGGGUGCAGAUCCUGGAAUGCCUGAACCAACUGUUUUGAGCUUACUUUGGGGAUAAAGGACUAUUUGGUCAUCUGGUUUUGGAAGCAGUCACUGCAGAGGAACAACAUGGAAGGUGUGCAUUCUGGCUGGGAUAAGAGAUGAGACAUCGUUCAGACGUUCACCAGUUGGAUGGCACAGGGCUCUUACUUCUCAGAUGCAUCUCUGGCAGAGUGGAACCUCUAUUGACUUAUUUAUGAUAGACUGUAUUAAAAUAAAUGUUUUUAACAA
Molecule: messenger RNA, 427 nt
Organism: Sus scrofa (pig)
Lineage: Eukaryota; Metazoa; Chordata; Mammalia; Artiodactyla; Suidae
Gene: TOMM7
Product: translocase of outer mitochondrial membrane 7
Biological process (GO): protein import into mitochondrial matrix
Cellular component (GO): mitochondrial outer membrane translocase complex
Source: RefSeq, marked provisional